Molecule: messenger RNA, 1729 nt
Organism: Carya illinoinensis
Lineage: Eukaryota; Viridiplantae; Streptophyta; Magnoliopsida; Fagales; Juglandaceae
Product: beta-glucuronosyltransferase GlcAT14A
Exons: 4
Coding region: 348-1553 (401 amino acids)
Cellular component (GO): membrane
Molecular function (GO): glucuronosyltransferase activity
Source: RefSeq, a predicted model, not a curated record
GAAAUUUAUGAACUGAGAAGUCGGAUGUUCAUUGGAAUGAAGUCUCUUUUGUGAUAAAAAGCAGACAAGCUACUCCCACCGACAAUAUAUUGACAAAUGGAGGCCUUUCCUUGGAAGCAAGGAACCCCAAAGAUGUAAUCCACACAAUUUCCAUACUUUUCAUUAUUCCUUUUCCUAAAGUCUUAAUCUUUCGCAACUCUCCAACAUUAACAUUUUAGCUGCAGCCUCCCCAACCUUACUACCCAACUCCUUCCCUCCCAAUUAUUUUCUUCCUCACCCUUCAUCUGUUUCUCUCAGAUUUUUCUUCCUUUUUUUUUUUUUUUCUCUUGUACGACAUUUUCUCGGUAAUGGGUCUCAAAGUUUUCAUGAUUUUUUUCAUUCUAACCAGUACAAUUCUCCUCUCUCUUGUAUACAUUCCAACAAAACUAUCCAUACCCAUAUCAAACUUCAGACCGAUUGUGAACUACUUGAACAUACAAAAAUCUAACAAAUCAUAUCCGGCGACCUUUGCCUACCUGAUCUCAGCAUCUAAAGGCGAUUCCGGGAAGCUUAAACGUCUGCUACGCGCACUGUAUCAUCCAGGGAAUUACUAUUUGAUUCACUUGGAUUACGGUGCUCCGGCGAGGGAGCAUCGGGAUGUAGCCAAGUUUGUGGCCGGUGACCCGGUUUUCAGUCAAGUGGGAAAUGUCUGGGUUGUGAAGAAACCAAACUUGGUGACGUACAGAGGACCGACAAUGCUUACCACCACUCUUCAUGCAAUGUCAAUGCUCUUGAGAACCUGCAAAUGGGAUUGGUUCAUAAACCUUAGCGCCUCUGACUAUCCCUUGAUUACUCAAGAUGAUCUAAUUCAUGCCUUCUCUGAGUUGCCCAGAAAUCUCAAUUUCAUACAGCACAGCAGCCACUUGGGUUGGAAACUGAACAAGAGAGCCAAGCCGAUAAUAAUAGACCCAGCACUGUAUAGCCGCAACAAAUCUGAGAUUUGGUGGGUUAUUAAACAGAGGACCAUCCCUACAGCUUUCAAGCUCUAUACAGGUUCAGCUUGGACAAUACUUUCAAGAUCUUUUGCCGAGUAUUGUAUAAUUGGAUGGGACAAUUUGCCAAGGACUCUCCUCCUAUACUAUACCAACUUUGUCUCAACUCCUGAGGGAUACUUCCAGACACUUAUAUGCAACUCUAAAGACUACAAGAACACUACAGUUAACCACGAUCUCCACUACAUUACCUGGGAUAACCCCCCGAAGCAGCAUCCGAGGUCCCUUGGACUUGGAGAUUUUAGGAACAUGGUUCUGGGCAACCGCCCUUUCGCCAGGAAGUUUAAGAAAAAUGACAGAGUUCUUGACAAAAUCGAUCGCCAGCUUCUUAAAAGACGCCGCGGACAGUUUGCUUUUGGUGGGUGGUGUUCUGGGAGUACUGCAGAGAAGCACAAUACUUGCUCAGCCUUGCGAAGUGAGAACUAUGGUGUUUUGAGGGCUGGAGCAGGAGCGAGAAGGCUGAAAACUUUGCUGACAAGAAUUGUUUCCGAUAGAAGUUUCCGCAGGCUGCAAUGUAGAUGAUUCUUUCAUGAUCAUAUGAAUUCUCCUUAUCAUAAUACUUUGCUUGAUUUUUUCAACAAAAAUUUGGGACUUAAGAGAAAGUUUUCAGAAUUAUGUGUCACAUGCCUGUAAGAUCUCACAAGCUUGGUUAUAAACAGGAUUACAACCUACAUGUAUAAAGGUAAAAAUUGAAUUCA